This is a messenger RNA of Arabis nemorensis, 990 nucleotides long. The record is from the annotation of a GenBank genome assembly. Lineage: Eukaryota; Viridiplantae; Streptophyta; Magnoliopsida; Brassicales; Brassicaceae.
AUGUCUUGCUUCUCCGGAACAAAAUCAUCGGAAGACGACGACGACGUUUCACUCUCUCUUCUAUUCAGUCUCUCUACCAUACAAGACAAAGUCCAUCAGAUCCAAUCUCUGGUCAGCUUCUUCAUGAUCUCUAACAAUAACCAAACUUCCGGGUCAACGUCUUUGGCCGUGGCUAACAUUGGAAGUUUGGUUCAAGAUAUUAUCACGGCUUCUUCUUCAAUGAUGUUCACUUGCCAACAACUCAACAUCUCAUCUGAUAUCGAUAACAAUCAAACCGCAGAUGCAAUGGUCAUGGAGUUUUCCCGAGAAGAAACCGACCCGGAUCAUGAUUUCUUGCGAGAGUCAUCAACCAAUCAUCUUGGUGUCCAAGAAACAGAACAGAUCUCGUUUCCCAACCAGAACCUUGGCUGGUACGGCACCCAAAUCCUAAACCCUAAAAAAGAACAUCAUCGUUCUAAACCAAGAUCCGGGAACUACGAGCUAGUGGAGCUAGAGGUAGCGGAUCUCCUAGCGAAAUACACGCAUCACUGCCAUAUUUGCGGUAAAGGGUUUAAGAGAGACGCGAAUCUAAGGAUGCACAUGAGAGCGCACGGAGACGAAUACAAGACACGUGAGGCCUUGAUCAGCCCAACGAGCCAGGAAAAGAAAGUCGAAUACUCGUCGAAGAAACACUACUACUCGUGCCCUCAACAAGGGUGUAAAUGGAACCAGAGGCACGAGAAGUUUCAACCGCUGAAAUCAGUGAUUUGCGCCAAGAAUCAUUACAAGAGAAGUCAUUGUCCUAAAAUGUAUAUGUGUAGGAGAUGCAGUGUGAAGCAUUUCUCGGUUCUGUCUGAUCUUAGGACGCACGAGAAGCAUUGUGGAGAUAUCAAGUGGGUUUGCUCUUGUGGGACUAAGUUCUCAAGGAAAGACAAACUUAUGAGUCACGUUUCUUUGUUCUUGGGCCACUCACCGGCCCAUGGACCUUCGCAGCGGCAGCUUCCGGUGUAA